CGAAGCCAACCGAAGUUGCACUUUCUUCCGCAUGAGCCUGCUCUGGCGAUUGGCGCCGAUGGCGUCCGCAAGGGGCGUGGCGCGCAAGCUCGCGACGAGCCACGGCAGCUCGACCAACGAGAUGUUCCUUAAGAACAUGCUGACGGUCACGCAAGUGACGCGGUCGCUCCAGGCCCACCGCUCGGACUUUACGUACCUCUCGACCACCGUCAACGUGCCGCACGAAGCGCCGUGGCCAAUGCAUUUGCGCGGCCAGUCGUUCAACGGCAACUACCUCCGCCAGCUGCACCGGCGCAAGCUCUUGCUGGCCGAGUACGUCCAAGCCUUUGAUGCGCUGCAGUUUGUGUGGUGCACACGGUCGCACAAGUGGACCGUUCGGCUCCUCGCGCUCGAGACGUACCGCACCUUGUACGGAGAUCUGCGUGUGCCGCACUUGUUUGUCGUGCCCGACCUCGACCCGGCGUGGCCCAAGGACACGUGGGGCCUCCAGCUCGGGUAUCACGUGAGCAACAUCCGCACGGGCCGCAUCAAGUGCCCGGACGAGACCCGCGCCAAGCUUGACGCGCUCGGCUUCGUCUGGGAUAUGUUCCACGCCAUGUGGGAAACCAACAUGCUCGCGCUGCAAGAGUACGCGCGUCGGUACGGCCACGUCAACGUUCCCCAGGUCUUUGUCGCGCCAGACGACUGGCCGCGCGAGACGCGCGGUGCCCUCCUCGGCGUCUGGGUGAACAACAUCCGCAACGGCGUCGACGCCCUCACGCCCGAGAAGAUCACACAGCUCAAUCAGAUUGGCUUUUCGUGGAAGGGUAAUAACCGCCGCAAGGAGCCGCCAUUGAAAGUGACGACGCGACACUACCCCACGACGACGACAGAGCGCUAUGCCACUGCCACGUAAUCGGACCCGAACUACUACACUUUUGCC
This is a messenger RNA of Saprolegnia parasitica CBS 223.65, 922 nucleotides long. RefSeq lists its product as hypothetical. The transcript has a single exon. NCBI's taxonomy places the organism in Eukaryota, Oomycota, Saprolegniomycetes, Saprolegniales, Saprolegniaceae. The record is from RefSeq and is a predicted model, not a curated record. The coding region runs from base 32 to 895 and encodes 287 amino acids.